This is a messenger RNA of Dioscorea cayenensis subsp. rotundata (Guinea yam), 2005 nucleotides long. RefSeq names its product E3 ubiquitin-protein ligase RFWD3. Gene Ontology annotation, biological process: interstrand cross-link repair; protein ubiquitination. Gene Ontology annotation, molecular function: protein binding; ubiquitin protein ligase activity. The record is from RefSeq and is a predicted model, not a curated record. Gene Ontology annotation, cellular component: nucleus. Lineage: Eukaryota; Viridiplantae; Streptophyta; Magnoliopsida; Dioscoreales; Dioscoreaceae.
UUUUCUAGUUUUCUUUUCCCUCUUUUUUUUCCCCAGUUUUUUAUUUUUUUUUAUUUUUCUGAGCUUUCUUCGAUAAAUCCAUGGCGACCAUCGAUCCUUUCUACAUCUCCGAGGAAGAUCCAGACUACCAAAUCGAAGAAGAAGAAGAAGAUGAUGACGAUUUCGAUGAAGAAGACUAUGAGCUUGACAUCAACCCUAGCGAAUUGGUUUCCCAUGCCCCGGAAAACCUAGUUUUUGAAGCCUUGAUGGAAGAGGAGAAUGCGGAUGAGGAGGAUGUGGUUGAGGUCUGUGGCCCUGGAGGUGGAACCAUUAGAGGGAGUAGCGGUGGCGUGGAGAUGGCGGAUGGGUUUGAUCCAGCUUCGUCGUCCUCUGCUGUUUGCCCGGUUUGCUACGAACCCUGGACUUCUGAAGGUCCUCAUCGUGUCUGUUGUAUUCUUUGUGGGCAUGUGUAUGGAAGAUCUUGCUUAGAGAAGUGGGUAGAGCGAUGUGGGAGUUAUAAAGCUAAGUGUCCUCAAUGUAGUCGGCAAUUCAGGAAAAAAGAUAUCAUAAAUCUAUUUGCACCAGUAAUUGGUGUACAACAUCAAAAUCUAUAUAAGGAGUUGUGUGCAUUGCGUGAAAAAAAUGAACUUCUGAUAUCGGAGAAAGCUCAGCUGAUGGAGGAAUUAAAAAAUGAGAAGAAAAAGGCAUGUCUACAACAUUCAAAGUCAGGAUCUGCUCAAAGGAGGCUAUUUGAUUAUUUCUCUCAUCAAUGUGAUCUCCCAGCCCAAUUCUUUUCAGAGCACAACAUUUUACCUCAUAACCCUGGGGGAAGUGAUAAUUUCCAGUUCAGCUUUGUCCUCAAGAAUGAGUGGAUAGUUGAUGGAGCUCAUGUCUUGGGGAUUGAUGCUGCUAGUGAAAUUGUAUUCGUCUCAGGAAAGACAACCAGCUUUGGAGGAGAGCAUCUACUUAGUAAGAUAAGUGUGUUGGCUCCGAGUGAAAUAGACAAGAUCCAGCUUCCUCCGAAUACUGGGGCUGUUAGGGAUCUAUGCAUUCUUCCUAGUAGUCUUGCACUUAUUGCGUCACUAGGCAAAAAAUUAUCUCUCUUCAGUACGAGGAGCAAUCAAGUUGUCUUGAAGUAUGACUUGCCGGUUCCUGUAUGGUCAUGUUCCUACGAUGCCAAUGAUCCAAAUUAUGUUUAUGCUGGGUUACAGAAUGGCAUGGUUUUUGUGUUUGAUUUACGCCAAACUGAGAGAUGUGCUGCAUCUUUGGAGGGUUUAUCUCGGCAUCCAAUUCAUACCAUCCACUCUAUUGUGCAUAAUGAUAAUACCAGGAAAGUCAUCACUGCUUCUGCACCGGGCCCAUGUAUUUGGAAUGUUGGUGGUAUUGGAGAACGUCCAUCUUUAAUACCUGGAAUGGAGAACCAAGGCAUAUGCAUAUCACUCGCAUGUAGCAGCUCAACCGACGAACUAGUAGCUUCAUACCGCCCCAAGGUCGAAGUUUCUAAUGACACUGCUAGUAGUUCUCAAACUUCAUCAUCUCCAUCACAACCAAUAUCUGGAUGUGGAAAGGUAGGAACUCAUGUUCUCAUCAAAAGGCUGAACGGUACGCAGUACUUCCGGCACCGAGACGGUUUUGGCUAUGUGAGUGAAUUACGAAUGCAGAAAUCCGCGAUCAUAAGCACAGAAUGCAGCAACCCAUUGUUCGCCUACGCUGAUGAAUCGACUCGUGGUGUUUGUUUGUCGGAAUUGCCUUCGUUUCAGGUUGUUAAUCGUCUUAUGCCGCAUCCUACCCACAUUCUUGAUUUGAGGUAUGCAAAAGCUUCUGGCCCUGGUUUUCUUGGUACUAUUAGUGAAGAUAAGCUGCAACUUUUCACUUGUUCUAAUGUUUGAUGUACUUAGUAUUAUUAGACAUUGUUUGAAAGUUUAUAUUUACCAUUUCAAAAGCUCUUGUUUCAAAAAGAGCUUUCAAGAAGUUUUAGUACAAGUUCUAAUCUUUGAAAUCCUCUAUUUGAAACAAGAGCUUUUGU